CACCAAUCAGCGCGUUCCAACGAACAGCCGCUCAGCCAAUGGCGAGCCUCCACGAUGGGGAAGAAGUGACGGCUUAUAUAUGGAGAGAGCACAGUUCAUUCAACAUCAUUUCACAGCAGAAAAAACACAGAUAAGAGUAACACAGAGACACGCUGUACGCUGAGGGGCUAGCACCAUUGGAGGCAACGUCAAGGCCGUUAAUUGAUUGACGAUACUACGAUUAAGAUUAUUUUGUAGAUCUGAUCCAAACCGAUCAAAGAUGAAGCUGUUGUGGGUUGUAAUGCUGGUGACCGGCACUGUGUUUGCCGAUGACGACGACAAGAGGGAGAGUGUGGGGACCGUGGUUGGAAUCGACCUGGGGACCACAUACUCAUGUGUUGGAGUGUUCAAGAAUGGCCGUGUGGAGAUCAUCGCCAAUGACCAGGGUAACCGCAUCACCCCGUCGUAUGUGGCCUUCACCAGUGAAGGCGAGCGUCUGAUUGGUGAUGCUGCUAAGAACCAGCUGACCUCUAACCCUGAGAACACUGUCUUUGAUGCCAAGAGAUUGAUUGGGCGUACUUGGGGAGACUCCUCUGUGCAGCAGGACAUCAAGUACCUGCCAUUCAAGGUGACUGAGAAGAAGACCAAGCCCUACAUUCAGGUCAACAUUGGAGGUGGUGUAAUGAAGACUUUUGCUCCUGAAGAGAUCUCCGCCAUGGUGCUGGUUAAGAUGAAGGAGACUGCUGAGGCUUAUUUGGGCAAGAAGGUUACACAUGCUGUGGUCACUGUUCCUGCCUACUUCAACGAUGCCCAGCGUCAGGCCACUAAGGAUGCCGGAACCAUCGCUGGCCUGAAUGUCAUGAGAAUCAUCAAUGAGCCAACUGCUGCUGCCAUCGCUUAUGGUCUGGACAAGAAGGACGGCGAGAAGAACAUUCUUGUGUUCGAUCUGGGCGGCGGUACCUUCGAUGUCUCCCUGCUGACCAUCGACAACGGCGUGUUCGAGGUGGUGGCCACCAACGGUGACACUCAUCUGGGAGGUGAAGACUUUGACCAGCGUGUCAUGGAGCACUUCAUCAAGCUGUACAAGAAGAAGACCGGCAAAGAUGUGCGCAAAGACAACCGGGCUGUGCAAAAGCUGCGUCGUGAGGUUGAGAAGGCAAAGAGGGCGCUGUCCGCCCAGCACCAGGCCCGCAUUGAGAUCGAGUCCUUCUUUGAGGGAGAGGACUUCUCUGAGACCCUGACCCGUGCCAAGUUCGAGGAGCUCAACAUGGACCUGUUCCGUUCCACCAUGAAGCCCGUACAGAAAGUGCUUGAAGACUCUGACCUGAAGAAGCCUGACAUUGAUGAGAUCGUCCUGGUUGGAGGCUCCACCCGUAUUCCCAAAAUCCAGCAGCUGGUGAAGGAGUUCUUCAACGGCAAAGAGCCCUCAAGAGGCAUCAACCCUGAUGAGGCUGUAGCUUACGGAGCUGCUGUGCAGGCUGGAGUGCUUUCUGGAGAGGAGGACACUGGUGAUGUGGUUCUUCUGGAUGUGUGCCCCUUGACUCUUGGUAUUGAGACUGUUGGAGGAGUGAUGACCAAACUGAUCCCCAGGAACACCGUGGUGCCCACAAAGAAAUCUCAGAUCUUCUCUACAGCCUCUGACAACCAGCCCACCGUCACUAUUAAGGUUUAUGAAGGUGAGCGUCCUCUGACUAAGGACAACCAUCUGCUGGGCAACUUCGACCUGACUGGCAUUCCUCCUGCCCCCCGUGGUGUGCCACAGAUUGAAGUCACCUUUGAGAUCGAUGUCAACGGUAUCCUGCGUGUCACAGCUGAAGACAAAGGCACCGGCAACAAGAACAAAAUCACCAUCACGAAUGACCAGAAUCGCCUGACACCUGAGGACAUCGAGCGCAUGGUGAACGACGCCGAGCGAUUCGCCGAUGAGGACAAGAAGCUGAAGGAAAGGAUCGAUUCCCGCAACGAGCUGGAGAGCUAUGCCUACUCUCUGAAGAACCAGAUCGGCGACAAGGAGAAGCUCGGCGGCAAGCUGUCGGAUGAAGACAAGGAAACCAUUGAGAAGGCAGUGGAGGAGAAGAUUGAAUGGAUGGAGUCACACCAGGAAGCUGAGCUGGAGGACUUCCAGGCCAAGAAGAAGGAGCUGGAGGAGGUGGUUCAGCCUAUCAUUGGCAAGCUUUACGGCAGUGCGGGUGGACCACCACCAGAGGGUGCUGAAGGCGAGCAGGACGAGAAGGAUGAGUUGUAGGCACAGCGGUUCAUCCGUCGCCCCUUGCCUCUCUGAUGGUGGCACCUAGAUGUACAUAAUAGACUGAUGGGACUCAAAUAGUGAGAGGAACGGUCGGGAAGGGGCGGCGAUAACGAGCAACCGUACUGAAUCUUCUGAAAGACUUUAACAAUAAGUUUCAGUGUGUGAGGUGUUCCUUCGCUACCAGGCGGAGAUAUUUGUCAGCCUGAAUACAAGGCUUUCUGCUGCUGUUCUCAGGCAGUCCUGAUGGGGGAUUAUGUAGUUGGGAGGGAUUAAGUGGGUGGGCAGGGGUUGAAGGGGUCAGAUGUUUAUGGGUCCAUUGAGAUGGAAGUCUGUGGGGUCAAGGGCUCGUUAUGUCCACAGACGAGGCUAAAAGUUAUUUAUUGAAUCUGGUCGUUGUACUUCUGGAAAGACAUUGAAAUAAAUGUUUGAUACAAAAUAUCA
This is a messenger RNA of Notolabrus celidotus (New Zealand spotty), 2668 nucleotides long. RefSeq names its product heat shock protein 5 (gene hspa5). The record is from RefSeq and is a predicted model, not a curated record. Lineage: Eukaryota; Metazoa; Chordata; Actinopteri; Labriformes; Labridae. Gene Ontology annotation, cellular component: endoplasmic reticulum lumen; nucleus; membrane. Gene Ontology annotation, biological process: protein refolding; cellular response to unfolded protein; endoplasmic reticulum unfolded protein response. The coding region runs from base 260 to 2224 and encodes 654 amino acids. Gene Ontology annotation, molecular function: ATP-dependent protein folding chaperone; ATP binding; heat shock protein binding. The transcript has 9 exons.